AUGUCACCAGCAUGGCAUAGGUUGACUUUACAACAGUCUAAUUUACCUCCUCUCCUCUUCCAGUUCACAUGGACUCACAAAGGCUACAACCUCUAUAUAACAGACCUAACCUCCAUAUGGAGCGAAGAGCUAUCACACCACCAAAUUCUCAAACAAGCAGAAGAAAACGCCACUACUAUCGAUCCAAGCGAAGAUAAAGAUCAAUUCGAAGUGCUGCUGGUAAAGAUCGGCGAAGCUCUACGCGGCGAUGGAGGCAGUGCAACACUUAAUUCAUCUCAAAGCAAUGAGCUUCAACUUACGACGAGCUCGAAGCUCCCUCCUCCGCUUCGACCACUUAAGUGGAUAAUGCAUUUAUCAAAGCAAGCUUCUCCGUCUAUAACGGAUCAACUUCUGCUCCCGCUACUAAGAAAUGAGGCGGGGUGGGAAUUUCGACAGCGACUCCUAUUAGACCAGCUUAAACAGAAAGACUGGGUCAUUGGAAAAAUGUUUGAUAAGUUCGAGGUACUCGGGGUAGAUCCUGGAACUGCUUUUCCUGCUGCUGCGGGAGUUCGUUCUAAGAAGGGAAACACGAGACCUGAUGUUGGUCGAGUUAUCAAAGGUGUUGCGAUAUUUGAUGAAACAAAAUGGCUCCGAGAGUCUACAAAGGCUUCAUCCAAUGGCUCUAAUAGCUUGGCUACGGAUAUUAUCAAUGGAAUUAAAAGUGUUGAUAUUGAGAAACUGCGUGCGCCGGAGGAUCAGUGGUGGAGCGACCUGCCAUCACUCUCGGAAUUCUCGUUUCUAUCCGACAAGAGUGAUCAAAAAUCAAAUGAACGGUCUUCAACUACACGAAAGGAUGAUAAAAUCAUCAGCUCGCAGCAUGAUUACGAUCUAGACAAAGACGGCGCAUCGACCGCUAGCGAAGAGGAUGAAUUUCAGGUAAAGGAAAGUCUGCCUCGUCGCAAAGCACAAGAUAAAAAGCCCGAGGUUACUCCGCCACAAACAAAAGCAAAGACAAAAACUCAACCGCCGACUAAAGAUCCAGAUGCCACAGCAUCAGACUCAGACUCAGACUUAGACUUGGAGUCUAAGAUUAUCGCAACAACACAGAAGAAGCGCACACCUACACCAGAAAAUAAACACGAAGAACCGCUUAAAAAGUUCACCAAAGCUAAAGGAGGCCUUGGUGUAAUCGGAGGCAAGAAAAAGAAAGAAGAAAAGCAACCAUCUCCAAGUCCAGCUCCAGUUCCUUCUCCGUCUCCACCCCCACAGGCAGAACCACCGGCCCCGGAGACAUCAAAAUCAGCUAAGGAAGCUUCUACUGAAGCACCGGCAACUCCAAAAGCUAAAAGAAGCACUAAGCUUGGGAUGAUAGGCGGGAAGAGCAAAAAGAAAGCCCCUGUUGCUCCAGACCCUAGUUCUCCUGUUGCUGAGCAGGAACAAGAACAGGUACAAGGACCACCUAGUGCAAGGAAAGGGGACACUAAAGAGACUGAAGCUACUCGACCUGUAAAGGAAGAGGCGUCUCAGGGUUCGCCGAAGAGAGAAGAGGCUGCCCCUCCGCCGGCCGCGGCUGAGACGGAGGAGCAGAAGACUACUCGGAAACGGGAUGAGUUAAAGCGACAGCUUGAGGACAAGAGUAAAGCCCCUAAGAAGAAACGGAGGUUCUAG
This is a messenger RNA of Penicillium angulare, 1647 nucleotides long. RefSeq lists its product as uncharacterized. Gene Ontology annotation, molecular function: DNA end binding. The record is from RefSeq and is a predicted model, not a curated record. Gene Ontology annotation, cellular component: DNA ligase IV complex; nucleus. The transcript is spliced from 2 exons. The coding region runs from base 1 to 1647 and encodes 548 amino acids. NCBI's taxonomy places the organism in Eukaryota, Fungi, Ascomycota, Eurotiomycetes, Eurotiales, Aspergillaceae. Gene Ontology annotation, biological process: double-strand break repair via nonhomologous end joining.